UUUCCGGGUCGCGGAGGCCGCUGGCGGCGGCGCAGGCAGCUACUCUCGCCGGGGCCCGGUCUAUGGAGUCAGCUGGUGCCGGGGGCGGCGCGGAGGCAGGAGGCGGCGCUCGAGUGGGGGCCUCUGCCCCGCCAGGAUGUGGCCGGGCUUGGCCGCCGCCGCGACCCACAGAGGCGGCUGGGCCUCGCUGUGCCGGCUCCGUGUGCGCUGCAGGGCCGCCGGGGACCGCCGCGAAUGGCAGAAUUCAGUGACAUUCGGAAGCUUUUCGAACAUGGUUUCGUAUAGUCCUCCGUGUGUUUGUAUACUGAGUCAAGUAAAGUUGUAUUCCACAAACGUUCAGAAAGGAGAAGGAUCACAGUCUCUCAGAGUAGAAAAAGUACCACCAUUUAAUGAAACAGCAGAAAACAUAGGUGCAGAACUCAAAGCUCCACGUAAGCAAGACCCUCUCCAAGUAAGAGUUAAAGCAGUCCUUAAGAAAAGGGAGUAUGGAUCAAAGUACACUCAGAAUAAUUUCAUCACUGGAGUCAGAGCAAUAAACGAGUUCUGCCUUAAAUCCAGUGAUCUAGAACAACUUCGAAAAAUUAGACGACGAAGUCCCCAUGAAGACACUGAGUCCUUCACCGUAUACUUGAGAUCAGAUGUGGAAGCAAAAUCUUUGGAAGUUUGGGGAAGCCCUGAGGCUCUUGCCAGAGAGAGAAAGCUGCGUAAGGAAGCAGAAAUAGAAUAUAGAGAACGGCUGUUUAGGAACCAAAAAAUAUUAAGAGAAUAUAGAGAUUUCUUGGGAUACACCAAGCCACGCUCUCCAACAGCAUCGGUGUUCUUUAAGGGACCAGGAAAAGUGGUGAUGGUUGCCAUUUGCAUCAAUGGGUUAAACUGCUUCUUUAAGUUUCUUGCCUGGAUUUAUACGGGUUCAGCAAGUAUGUUCUCAGAAGCUAUACACUCAUUAUCUGAUACUUGUAAUCAGGGGUUACUGGCACUGGGCAUCAGUAAGUCUGUUCAAACACCAGAUCCUUCUCAUCCGUAUGGAUUUUCAAAUAUGCGGUAUAUUUCUUCACUCAUUAGUGGUGUUGGUAUUUUCAUGAUGGGUGCAGGACUGUCGUGGUACCAUGGAGUCAUGGGAUUGCUUCAUCCGCAACCAAUGGAAUCCCUCCUAUGGGCAUACUGUAUUUUAGCAGGAUCAUUGCUAUCUGAAGGAGCAACACUUCUUGUUGCCGUAAACGAACUUCGCAGGAGUGCUCAGGCCAAAGGAACGUCAUUUUACAAGUAUGUAAUGGAAAGCCGUGAUCCUAGUACAAACGUUGUGUUAUUGGAAGACACUGCAGCAGUUUUGGGAGUGAUAAUAGCAGCCACGUGCAUGGGCCUUACUUCCAUAACAGGCAAUCCGCUGUAUGACAGCCUGGGCUCUCUGGGCGUGGGCACCCUGCUGGGCGUGGUCUCGGCCUUCCUCAUCUACACCAACACGGAGGUGCUCCUCGGGCGGUCCAUCCAGCCGGAGCAGGUGCAGCGGCUCACGGAGCUCCUGGAGAGCGACCCGUCCGUGAGGGCAAUUCAUGACGUUAAAGCCACCGAUCUGGGAUUAGGUAAAGUAAGAUUUAAGGCAGAAGUAGAUUUCGAUGGACGUGUUGUUACAAGGUCCUAUUUGGAAAAACAAGAUUUUGAUCAAAUGCUACAAGAAAUUCAAGAAGUGAAAACUUCUGAAGAACUAGAGACUUUUAUGCUUAAGCAUGGAGAAAAUAUUAUUGAUACUUUAGGAGCCGAAGUAGAUAGACUUGAGAAGGAACUGAAAAAACGAAAUCCCGAAGUUCGACACGUGGACUUGGAGAUCCUGUAAAUCUGGCGGAAGGAGUCACCUUGGGGGAGCCGUGGAGACAAGUACGUGAAGCCACUCUGCACGGGCGUCCCCUCCUCCCCCACUCUGAGGAGUCAGUGCCCCCGAGAAGCAUUUUAUUUUUUUUAAGGUGGAGGAAAUACUUUACGUAAAGAGCAGUUCAACAGGCCACAGAAUGAAAUCUUCUUCUUACAUCUAAGAGACACGUUGCAAGUUGAAUCAAUUUGAAAAUCAUGUUUUUCAUGCCUCCGUAGGGAACAGUUUCGGUCACUUAAAAUUGUUCGUGAUUCCCCACCUUA
Molecule: messenger RNA, 2127 nt
Organism: Microcebus murinus (gray mouse lemur)
Lineage: Eukaryota; Metazoa; Chordata; Mammalia; Primates; Cheirogaleidae
Gene: SLC30A9
Product: solute carrier family 30 member 9
Biological process (GO): zinc ion transport; intracellular zinc ion homeostasis; transmembrane transport
Cellular component (GO): membrane; endoplasmic reticulum
Molecular function (GO): monoatomic cation transmembrane transporter activity
Source: RefSeq, a predicted model, not a curated record